AUGUCGCCCGUCUCUGUCUUCCGUGUCGCGACCCGCGCCGUCCGCCCUGCCAGCCUCUUCAGAGCUCCCCAAUUGCCCCGGUCCCGCCUGCAGACCCCGGUUGCUCUCGCUAUCAACCGUCCUGCCUUCAGCACCUCCUCUAAGCGCCUGGGCGGCCACCACGAGGAUGAGACAUACGAGGAGUUCUCUGCCAGAUUCGAGAAGGAAUUCGACGGUGUCCAGGAUGUCUUCGAGCUCCAGCGCAACCUGAACAACUGCUUCGCCUACGAUCUCGUCCCUUCCGUUGAGGUCCUCUCCGCUGCUCUCAGGGCCGCUCGCCGCGUCAACGACUUCCCUACCGCUGUCCGCGUCUUCGAGGUCGUAAAACUCACACACCUCGUCCGAAUAGGUAUCAAGGCCAAGGUCGAGACCCAGGACCAGUACAAGCAAUACCUCGAGGCCCUCGAGGGUCUCCGCCAGGAACUCGGCGUUGCUCUCCGUGAAGAGCUCUACCCCGGCGAGCAGUAA
Aspergillus bombycis is the source of this 507-nucleotide messenger RNA. RefSeq names its product cytochrome c oxidase subunit VI. The transcript has 4 exons. The record is from RefSeq and is a predicted model, not a curated record. Bases 1 to 507 code for a protein of 168 amino acids. NCBI's taxonomy places the organism in Eukaryota, Fungi, Ascomycota, Eurotiomycetes, Eurotiales, Aspergillaceae. Gene Ontology annotation, cellular component: mitochondrial inner membrane. Gene Ontology annotation, biological process: mitochondrial electron transport, cytochrome c to oxygen.